CUAGCUGGAUGUUGAAGCUCUUCACCCCUCUGCAGAAGCCAACCUGACCUCUCAGGUCCUCGUUCGUACCUGUGGACUGAGCUGAACCUUCAAGGCCUCUGUCUCUGCCUCCCCCUCAACCAGCCAACCGGCUAACUACAUCCACCUCUGACCUAUACAACCACAGCACCACAGGACUGCUGAAGAACACGCUGCUUUUCCAACGACUGCUUGGAAGAGGAGGGGAGAUCAUCACACUACAUCUGAGGACGUUUGGCCUUGUCUGUCCCCAGUUGGCCUCAGCAUCAACCAGAGAGAAGGAGAGGGGCAAGAAGAAGAAGAGGAGGAAGAGGAAGACAUCUGUUUUUCAAGAUUUCGGAGGUGCAUAGACUUUCCACAGCUUGGGACUAUUUUAGUGAGACAAAGAGAAAGGACUUUAACAUCCCAGUAACAACCAACGUGGUACAAAUACUGACGAAAAUCCAGCCAAAUACCGGUAGACAUCGUCAACCGUCACCACAACCGUUACUACUACCACAACAACAACAACAGCCUUACACCUUUACCAUGGCGACCACCGGCAUGCAGCUCCUGGGCCUGGUCUUGUCCCUGGUUGGCUGGGUGGGCGGAUUCCUGGUAUGCUCUGUUCCGCUGUGGCGCGUCACCGCCUUCAUCGGCAACAACAUCGUGACGGCUCAGAUCAUCUGGGAGGGGCUGUGGAUGACCUGCAUCGUCCAAUCAACGGGCCAGAUCCAGUGCAAGGUGUACGACAGUCUCUUGGCCCUUCCCAGCGACAUGCAGGCGGCCCGGGGUCUCACCGUGCUCUCCGUCCUCCUCUGUGGCCUGGCCCUGGCUCUAGGUGUGGUGGGGGUAAAGUGCACCAAGUGUAUUGGUCAGAAUAGUCUGAAGGCUCGUAUUGCAAGGAUAUCCGGCUUUCUGUUUGGCAUCGCUGGGUUUCUCUACCUGGUUCCUAUCUGCUGGACGGCCCACUCCAUUAUCAGGGACUUCUAUGAUCCCCACGUGGCCGCGCCGCACAAGAGAGAGCUAGGCCCCGCCCUAUACCUGGGCUGGGGGGCGUCGGCCUUGCUCCUGAUUGGUGGGUCGCUGUUGUAUGCGGGGUCGAGUCCUCCCGGCAUCCCCGGGUCUCCGACCUUCAGCAGCGAAAGCAGCCCCCGUAGAGGACCUGCCGCUCAGGUCAAAGGUUACGUCUGAUCGGAAUGCCACAAAACACACAACACCCCAUGAUUCCGAGAAUCUAUGUCUAUGAUUCCAUGAUUCCGCCCUGACAACAUGAAAAACCCUCCUCUUUUAGUAUUUAUACUUUUUAAUACUUUGGAAUGUUCAUGUUAUUAUUAUUCGGUGGUGCUUUUCCUCAUUCUUUCAAAAGAUGCACUAGGAGGUUAUGAAGGGAAUUGUGAAAUCAUUUUGUUAUUUCAUGUGUCCCUGUUGUCCUCCGAUAACCCUAUUAUCCGUCAGUCUGUCUGUCAGUGUAAAACCCAAUAAAAUCACCUGUCUUUCAAUUCCUCUCUGGGAAACUCCUCUGUGUGAGUUCAUCUAUUCUAGGAUACAGUAGCCUAUAUUCGCUUCAAACCAAAGGAUUAGAAAUGAUGGUCACCAAGAGUAAAUGUCUUGGCAUUGUAGUGCGCCAAUGGAACAUGUUGUCAUGUACCAUUGUGCACUGUGAGUGGUGGUGCAGAUUGGAACGGAACAAUAGAACAAUGGGGAACUGUGUACGUGUGUACGUCUGUGAGUGUGUGGUGUAGCGCUGAUGGAGAGAGCACCAGCGAAUGGUCUUUUUCCCAACCAGCUACCACUCAUCCUCCCAUCAGGCCAUCACUACAGACUGUACAAUUAUCUCCAUGUUUCAAUGUCUCCAGUCCAGUCUAGAUAUCAAAACCGGGGUCCUGUCCUCAGUUCUUAGGGGACGCUGCCCGCGUCUCAAAUACCACCCUAUUCCCUAUACAGUUCAAUGCUUUUGAUGGAAGCAUAGAGCUCUGGUUUAAAACUAGUGCACUACAAUGGGCUCUGAUCAAACGAAGUGCACUAUAUAGGGAAUAGGGUUCAAUUUAAGACUCAGACUGGGUCCAGUCCAGCAGAACCAGGCUCCUCACAAAUGAUUGGCCAUACACCGUAAGACAGGGUUCGUCAACUAGGUUUUUGCCUCGGGACCAAAAAGUUUUCUGAGCUAAUAGGUGGCGGGCCGGAACCUAAUUAGCAUAUAAUACGAGCAAAGUUAAAAGGCUACACUACAAAUGGAACAACAUUGUUUUUGAACACAUGAUUAAUACGGAAUACAUUUAAUGACAAUAACAUACUCGUUUUGAAUUGAUUAAACUCGUAAAAUCA
Salmo salar (Atlantic salmon) is the source of this 2325-nucleotide messenger RNA. It is a transcript of the gene cld6, whose product is annotated as Claudin-6. Gene Ontology annotation, molecular function: structural molecule activity. The record is from RefSeq and is marked provisional. Gene Ontology annotation, cellular component: bicellular tight junction; membrane. NCBI's taxonomy places the organism in Eukaryota, Metazoa, Chordata, Actinopteri, Salmoniformes, Salmonidae.